GUCCGUGCGGAUCGAUCUCGGGGUGCCUGCGCGAAUCGAGCGCGCGCCAUCGCCAUGGCGGGAAGGAACAUCGCCUACGUGAAGCCCAAGGAGCCGUCGUUCCUGCGUAAGUUCAAGAAGGACGUGGGCUUCAAAGAGGGGCCCAACGUGGACACAAAGCGAGGACCGGCCAUGAUGCCUCACCGGGACGACGACGAGGAGGAGAAGGAAGAUGAGCGGCCGCAGGUGGUCAUCAUGAAAGACGGCGACCUCACGGAAGAGGAGGCUCGCAAACUCCAGGGUGGAGCCUCCCCGUUCGUCACCGACGACCGUCCCGCCGACGGGCGAAUUCUCUUCCGCAAGCCGGCGAAGCGGGAGGGGGGGACCCCCGACACCAAGUCGGGCGCCAAGUCGGCAAAGCGCUGGCGGGAGGGGGGCAAGCAAGAGGGUGGACGUUCAAAGAAGGGCGACUCCGCAUCAGCGUCGUCAUCGACGUCGUCGUCGACGUCGUCGUCGUCCCAGGCCGUGAAGAACGCCAAACUCCUGUCAUUCGGAGAGGAUGACGAUGGUGGCGGCGGCGGUGGAGACUGAAACGUGCGAGGUGAUGGUGUUUGGUUGAUGGCCACGUUCUGUACGCCCCCCACUGCCACCGUCUCAUCAGUGAGCUGCAAGUCAUAUGGGGGCUUUACUCUUUGGUUCUUUCGGUAAAGUCACGUGACUUUACCGAAAGAACCAGAGUAUGGAUUCCUGCAGUCACUAAAGCUUCAAAUCAAGAUCACAUGGGGGCUGUUUAAUCGUAUGUCACCACAGUGGGCAGCGCAGGUUGACACCCGUGGGGGGGGGGGGGGGGGGGGGGGGUCUUGGUUGGUGGUACCGCUGCCUACCACUGAUGUUGACUGUCUGGGAAUUAAUCUCAGAUGGCCGCGGUUUGUUUUGCGGUGUGUUCACCACUGAGGCACACCAAGUUGAGGGGGAGGCGUGUUAAACUUGUUUGUGUCGGUCAACGUGUGGGUGUGUGUGUGACGGCUUUAAUAAAACACAUUCUGGAUAUCAA
Lethenteron reissneri (Far Eastern brook lamprey) is the source of this 1033-nucleotide messenger RNA. RefSeq lists its product as uncharacterized. Lineage: Eukaryota; Metazoa; Chordata; Hyperoartia; Petromyzontiformes; Petromyzontidae. The record is from RefSeq and is a predicted model, not a curated record.